GGCUCGGGUUCGGGGCUCGGUGCGCGUGGCCGGCCGGGCUUGGCUUGCGGGAGACCGCGGAGUAGGGACCAGCGGGCCAUGCGGGGCAAAGGGUUGGUUUUUGGGGAGUGGUGUUUAUUAGCCGCCACUGCCCUAGUUUAAAGCCCUGCUUUUUUGGGUUUUGUGCACAAAUUGCAGCUUUUUACUGGAUUUUUGGGAUGUCACGGCGAUUUAGUGCUGGGUGUUAGAGGUGAUCCUUGGCGAGGUCGUGGGGAGCCCCUGCAGCACCUGCUGGGCGAUGGCAGCGAGGCUGUGUCUGGGGGUGGGACGGGGAAACGAAACGUGACUGAGAUCCUGUUUGGAUGUUCUGCUGAAGUUGUCAUGUUUCUGUUCUGUACACCAGUACAUACAGCAAGUUGAUAAACCUGGUUUUAGGAUUUCGUGAUGCAGACAUAGACCGGUGUGACCUGGUUUAGCAAAGAAUGUUUGGGAUAGCCCAAGCAACCUGCUCCAAUGUACCCCCCUUGGCAGGCUCAUCUUUUUCGCUGUUGCAGAUAUUCUAGUAUGGGAAUAAUGGUGGGGUAUUACAGGCCCAAAGCCAGAAGUGUUUUCAAAAGAGUAAAGAUCUAAGUAGGCAGGUAGGUAGGGUGGGAGAAUCACCUUUUGGAUGAAAGUCAGGAGCCCACAUGGAUUCUCAGUUUUUUGUAAUACCGUAGGUAGAAAGAUGGCCAUAGAAUUUGGAUUUUUUAAAAGCGUAUUUUAGCUGAAGCAAUAGCGUGGAAAGCAGUCUUAUGGUCACUCCUAGGAUCCAUCGUCGCAUCCUGGAUUUUAAUAGUUGGGGUCUAUUUUAAACGGAACACGUAUGUGUGUCUUCUGCUUUAUCUUGAGACAACCCUGAGUCAUGCUUUCUAGAAGUUCCGAGAGCUCACGUGUCUGUUUGUCUCUGCGAACGCUGGACAUCAUUUUACCUUUUUCUCACGGCAACUGCGGUGGGAUCUCCGGGAAAGGAAGGAGGGCCGGGACAGAGUGGGAACACAGACUGGUCCUCACCUGCAUGUUUGUCCACCUACUUAAAUUUUGGUGAUGCUGCGAGUAGUAAAGGGCGGUCUCCUCAGGUUCUCACAGUCCUCUGCUGGCAUGCUGCACGUGAAUCCAGAGCUCCACUCCUCACUGCCCUGUCGGCCAGUUUUACCUCCAUUGUGUUUAAACGGUGUGGUUACUUUUGGGAAGGUCAUAAUACCCAUUUUGGUGGAAACUGAGGGAAAGUAGAAUUUUAUGAUUUUUGACUCUGACAGCACUUUAGCUGGAGAGUAUAUAUUCUUCUGGUUUGAUGCUGUCAGAAGAUUCAUAAUUUCUUGUAGGACUUUCUCCUUUUUGCCUACAUUUCCUUUCUUCUGGCCCACGAGGUUGAGAAGGGGUUUAGUUAGUGGUAAUUUAGCUUUAUAAUCCCAUUAUCCUUGUGCGCUUGGCUACUUGUGCUGGCCUGUAUGUGGAUGUUAACUCUGAAGGCGCCAGGAGAUGCCACUGAACCAAUUACUAUAAAAAGUAUUUCACUUUCAAACUCCCACGUUCCCAAGAACAGAGAAACUCAGUACAAAGGCAGCUUGGAAGAGUUCCCUGGCUCCUGAGCUCUGAGGACGCAGUGCUGGAGCAGAUGGAUAAUGGGGACUGGGGCUAUAUGAUGAGUGACCCAGUCACGUUAAAUGUAGGUGGACACUUGUACACGACAUCUCUUACCACGUUGACACGCUACCCGGAUUCUAUGCUUGGAGCUAUGUUUGGGGGUGACUUCCCCACAGCCCGAGACCCUCAAGGCAAUUACUUCAUUGAUCGAGACGGACCGCUCUUCCGCUAUGUCCUCAACUUCCUACGGACUUCAGAACUGACACUCCCUCUGGACUUUAAGGAGUUUGAUCUGCUUCGGAAAGAGGCUGAUUUCUACCAGAUCGAACCCUUGAUCCAGUGUCUGAAUGACCCCAGGCCUCUGUAUCCUAUGGAUACGUUUGAGGAAGUCGUAGAGCUCUCUAGUACUCGGAAGCUUUCUAAAUAUUCCAAUCCAGUGGCCGUGAUCAUAACCCAGUUAACCAUCACCACGAAGGUCCAUUCCUUACUAGAAGGCAUCUCAAACUAUUUCACCAAGUGGAAUAAGCACAUGAUGGACACCAGAGACUGCCAGGUCUCCUUCACCUUUGGACCGUGCGAUUACCACCAGGAAGUCUCUCUCCGGGUCCAUCUGAUGGAGUACAUCACGAAACAAGGUUUCACGAUCCGCAAUACCCGGGUGCAUCACAUGAGCGAGCGGGCCAAUGAGAACACCGUAGAGCACAACUGGACUUUCUGUAGACUAGCCCGCAAGACGGACGACUGACUGCUGGCCAGCCCUCAGAGAACUUCCGCAAGCUCACGUUUUGGGACAUGGAAGAGACUGUUGUUGGUUUUUAGUGUGGGCCCUCUUUUUUUUUAUUAUUAUUUUUUGAUUCAGUAUUUGUAUUUAUUUGAAGGCAUUGAGGAGCAGAAGGAAGUCUUGUGUGUGCGCAGUCUCCUUCCUGUUUUGUUCCCAAGUAUGCAUGUGCCUGUUCAGAGUCUCUAGAAACCUUUUUUAUAAAAAGAGAUCUGAAAAUCAGUAUGGUAUAUAAUCUACCCUUAACAGUGCUAAAAUGAUUUCUGAUAAUGUGGUUCCUGACUCAACUGGAAGGCUAAAAACAGGAAUAAAAGAUUAAAGAGGGUAUUCAUGAUGUCUUUGAGAAAAAUCAGAAUAUCAUGUAGGGCGACCUAGUUUCCAGACCAGUAGGCAGUGUUGUGGAGUUAAAGGAAGACCGGCCCGGUCUUCUGAGGGUACUUGGUAAGGACUGCUUUCUACAGUUUUGACAACUGUUUCUUUCUAUGCAUACGAAUCAAGCAACCAAAUAUCUGUAGCCAUGGAAAUGUCUGACUAGAAAUAUUUAUAUUGGAUUCUCAAUACAAAAUGUCCCUGUGGUAGAAACCUUAUGCCUGGUACAGUUUCAUUCCCAAGGUACUGUCUACCAGGAAAGAAAAAUCUAAUAAAAAAUGGAAUAUGAAUAUUAA
Molecule: messenger RNA, 3045 nt
Organism: Mus caroli (Ryukyu mouse)
Lineage: Eukaryota; Metazoa; Chordata; Mammalia; Rodentia; Muridae
Gene: Kctd6
Product: potassium channel tetramerization domain containing 6
Biological process (GO): protein homooligomerization
Molecular function (GO): protein binding
Source: RefSeq, a predicted model, not a curated record